GAGGCUGGCCGUAUAUAAGGCGGGCGGGGUAAGCGCCAGCCGCCAUUUUGUCCAGUGAGGAAAAGCGGAGCUGGGGUCUCGCUGAGGGGUCGAGUCGGCUGAGUUUAGCGCGGGCUCCCUUCGCGCGCCCUCCCUCUGAGCAUCGCAAUGCAUCGCGACUCUUGUCCGCUGGACUGCAAGGUUUACGUGGGUAACCUUGGAAACAAUGGCAACAAAACGGAAUUAGAGCGAGCCUUUGGCUACUAUGGACCACUGCGCAGUGUGUGGGUGGCGAGAAAUCCUCCUGGUUUUGCCUUUGUGGAAUUCGAAGAUCCACGAGAUGCAGCUGAUGCAGUAAGAGAACUAGAUGGAAGAACGCUGUGUGGGUGCCGAGUCAGAGUGGAGCUCUCCAAUGGGGAGAAGCGGAGUCGGAACCGCGGCCCCCCUCCCUCGUGGGGCCGGCGUCCCAGGGACGACUAUCGCAGGAGGAGUCCUCCCCCUCGGCGCAGAUCACCACGAAGGAGAAGCUUCUCCCGGAGCCGCAGCAGGUCCCUCUCCAGAGACAGAAGAAGAGAGAGAUCACUCUCACGGGAGAGGAACCACAAGCCUUCUCGCUCCUUUUCCAGGUCUCGCAGUCGCUCCAGGUCAAAUGAGAGGAAAUAGGACUGUGGGAAGGAGCUGUGUACAGGAAGUCACGAGAUCCGAGGCCAGGAGUAUGUACAGAACAUUGUUUUGUUUUGAAACUUCAUAAAGCUUGGUGCAUUUUUAAAAUGUUUUAGCUGUUGAACUUGCUUUGUUCCUUGUAUCUUGUAACAGGUGGCAAAUGUAAAGAUGUGAAUCUGUAUAUGGUUCUGAGCAGAUCCUAUGAUUUGUAUUAUUAAUGGUUUUCCAGUGUACCAUUAGACAUGGUUUGUGUGUGUGUGGAAUGGUAAAUGGUCUGUGUCCGUAGCUGGGGGGGUUUGCUGGGGCUCAGCUCUCAAGGAAGUGUGCUGGGAUGGUGUGUUCCUUGUGGAAUUGUGGCCUGGAGCAGAGCAGGGGGUGGGUGCUCCAUAGCCCAGUUGCAGGGAAGAGUCAGAGCAGGAACCAGUGGCACGGGGAGGGGAGGGCUGGGCUGCAGCUUCAUCCAGCUCCAGUUCUGACUGCAUUACUUGGAACUGAGCUGCUUUAUAUUCCAUAAAUUACAAAUUUUUAGCUGUAGGAUCAGUUAAUUUUGUACUUGGUGUGAGUAGAGUCCUUAAUUAGCCGAUUGUUGAUUGACCAUCUAUUCCAGAACCUCUGAAUAGACCAAAUCCACAAGCAGAACUGACACCUGGAGUGGAUGUGUUAAGUGUCUAAUGGUACAUUGUAAACUUUAGGAGUUAAACAUUUCUUUACUGUACAAGACUUUUCAUGUCACUUGUAAAAUGUCUUUUGUGAGAUCCUUGGGAUUAAAGUUUUGGUUACAACUC
Molecule: messenger RNA, 1427 nt
Organism: Corapipo altera (White-ruffed manakin)
Lineage: Eukaryota; Metazoa; Chordata; Aves; Passeriformes; Pipridae
Gene: SRSF3
Product: serine and arginine rich splicing factor 3
Exons: 6
Coding region: 148-642 (164 amino acids)
Biological process (GO): mRNA splicing, via spliceosome
Cellular component (GO): nuclear speck
Molecular function (GO): RNA binding
Source: RefSeq, a predicted model, not a curated record